Aplysia californica (California sea hare) is the source of this 1880-nucleotide messenger RNA. Its product is annotated as protocadherin Fat 1. Gene Ontology annotation, cellular component: membrane. Gene Ontology annotation, molecular function: calcium ion binding. The record is from RefSeq and is a predicted model, not a curated record. Lineage: Eukaryota; Metazoa; Mollusca; Gastropoda; Aplysiida; Aplysiidae. Gene Ontology annotation, biological process: cell communication.
GUUGCUGAUGCAAAGGGUGUCGUCGAGAUACACUUCCUCCGUUAUACAGACAGAUGUGAGGAUAACUUCGGUUUUACUGAUUGUGAUCCCAAAUUCACAUUUUGUUUGUCUCGGCCCGUCAAUGCACCGACUCUGACCGGCUGCUGGUAUGGCUGGCAAGGGGAAAGUGGCCACUACCAUGACGAGAAUGACAUUGAUUUCUCCACCCAAACUGACAUAAAGGGAAUCCCCAACCCAUGGGUCAUCCCUAUAAAUGCUCUCGAAAGGUCCAUGUCGCUGUCAGCUAAAGUUGUCGAUGAUGAGGUGUUCUUUGACGAAGAUUUAGAGUUCUGGCAUACGACCUUUUCUUUGACCACUUCCAAGUCAGUGAACGAAGCCCCUUGGAAGAGGGUGACGAUGACGAAGAAUGACCAUACUUUAAAGUUCAGGGCACGUCAGUACUGCGAGGAGAAUUACUAUACAUCUAGCUGUACUAAAUACUGUAAGCCUCGGGAUGAUUCAGGAGGUCACUACAGAUGUGAGGAUGGAACGGGGAAACACAUAUGUCUUCCAGGAACAAGAUGUGAGGGAGUAGAGGACGCCUGUGAGCCCGACCCUUGCAACCAAGGUAUCUGCUUCGUCCACAGAACAGACUACGGCUUCCACUGUGCCUGUGCCAAUGGCUGGGAGGGGAAAACGUGCGAGAAAAGGGAAGAUCCCUGUCAGUCUUCUCCUUGUCACAACUACGGAGCUUGUCUCUCUAAUAACCAAAGGACAUCCUUCAGCUGCAGCUGUUUCUACCCGUACACAGGGACGUUAUGUGAGACUGAUGCCAGCACCACCACAAGUACGACGACAACAACCUCAACAACUCCUACAACGACGACGACGACUCCAACAACUACCACCUCCACUACGCCAAUAGGUUCUGGUUCGAAUGAAGGCCUGGAGCAACAGCAGAUAAAGAAGAAAGAGAAACAUGAGUUCAAGAUGUGGUACUUGGGCAUCAUUGGGGCGGGUCUGCUGCUGGUUCUCUUGCUGUUACUUUUGCUGUUUGUGCGUAGGAGAAGAAAAAAGGCACAUGACUUCCCCAUGCAGAAUGCAGUGGUCGUAUUCUCAAAUGAUGAGAUGGCAUUUGACAAUGCACUGUAUAUUGAGGCAAAUGAAAGUAACAUAGAAGCUGAGAGACAGGCCAGGACCCUUCCUGCAGUCCCAACAGAGAAUGAUGACAUAGUGAAGCCAAGUUUUGAGAAUGUAGAUGAAAGUCAAGGAGCAGUUGGAGGAAAAAUAGCUCCAGAUGAAAAGAAAACGAGCCCAUCUGCUACUGAACUUAAAAGGGCUUCUGGCAGGGAAAAAGCAGAAGAGAAUCCUUAUUCAGAUUUUGAAAGACUACGGAAUGAAUCCCAGAGACAGAGAGAGGCAAUAUAUGACAACAAUGAAGAGGAUGAUUACCAAGAUCUUGAUGAAAUGGCCAUAAACUUACAGUUUGUCUCUGAUGGCAGCCCCUAUGACAACAGCCUUCAUGUUGAUCUGAGCUCAGCUCAAACCGAUGAAGUUUCUUCCAGUGAUCCUGAUGCUCAAACAAACCCUGGAGUCAAUGAAGACACCCCUCCACAGCAACUGAGUGACCCCGAUGAAAUAGUGCCUCCUCCCAGGUCUCAGAGAAUUUUGCAAUCAUCAUUGAUUAUAGAUCAAGUAACAACCUCUUCUACCAGCAUGAAUGGAGAAGAAAAUGUUUCUAUCCGUGGAGAGGAAACUCGUCAAGAAAAUGAUGAAGAUGAAGAUGUGGAAUUAUCUAGUGAUGAUGACCAAGAAGACAUUGCUCACCUCAAAAGAUCUGUUCGGGCAAGUCAAAAACAUCUGCACAUGGAGAACCCCACAUUUCAGAACGAUUGCUGAAA